AUGACGACCUUGCCGGGAAUCGUAUAUAACCAACUAUUUGUGUCUCUCCUCUCUCCAAAUUUUGACUUCACGGGCAAGACAUUCAUCGUUACAGGGUCUAACACCGGACUUGGAUUUGAAGCAGCGCGACACCUCGUCCGGCUCAGAGCGGAACGGGUGAUACUAGCUGUCAGAAGCGUCGAGAAGGGCGAACAAGCCAAGCAGCGCAUCGAACAGUCCACCGACGGCGGCUCUAUCCUCCAGGUAUGGGAGCUGGAUCUCUCGAGCUAUGAGUCGGUCAAGGUGUUUGCUGUAAGGUGCGAUAAAGAAGUGGGACGGCUUGAUUGUGUCAUUGAGAAUGCUGCGAUUGGAUCUCACUCCUACACUGCAAUGGAAGACAACGAGUCCGUGUUGACUGUCAACGUGGUGAGCACCUUUUUGUUGGGCAUCUUGCUUCUACCUGUCCUUCGCAGAACCGCAGCCUCAACCAACACCCAGACGCACCUGUCCUUCAUCGUUUCGGACGUGCAUGGGAUGGUGAGCCUCUCCGAAAGACAUCAGCCAAAUAUCUUCUCUGCACUGAAUGCGGACAAGUCUCCAACGGGGAUGAGGCGCCGGUACGGAGUGACGAAGCUGUUGGGGGUUCUUUUGACACGUGAACUCGCAACGAGGAUGGGGAAACCGGACGUUCAGGGUGUGAUAGUCAAUUGUGUGAACCCCGGCUUCUGUGUCUCCGACCUUUCACGCCAUGCACCGACGUGGAUACGUCCUCUCAUCGGCCUCUUGCACUUGGUACUGGCGAGAAGUACAGAGGUGGGGAGUCGCACGCACAUCUUUGGUGCGGCUGGGUCCGAAGCGACGCAUGGUCAGUACAUGAGCAAUUGCCGAAUUGAGCGUCCGUCAAGAUUUGUCCUCAGCGACGAAGGUGCGAAGACGCAAUCUCGGGUGUACGACGAACUGCUCGAGAAGCUCGAGGCAAUUCAGCCUGGCAUAUCUCAGGUCGUCACUGGGUGA
This is a messenger RNA of Exophiala xenobiotica, 993 nucleotides long. RefSeq lists its product as uncharacterized. Bases 1 to 993 code for a protein of 330 amino acids. The transcript is spliced from 2 exons. Lineage: Eukaryota; Fungi; Ascomycota; Eurotiomycetes; Chaetothyriales; Herpotrichiellaceae. The record is from RefSeq and is a predicted model, not a curated record.